AUGGCUUUGAACUCCAAGACAAGUGAUGUUCAGAUUCAUGUCCUAAUGGUGGCUUUUGCAGCGCAAGGACACAUCAACCCUUUGCUAAGAUUCGCCAGAAGGUUACUUCCAAAGGGCAUCCACGUGGCGUUGGCCACAACCGAGACAGCCAAACGCCGCAUGCUCGCGUCGGAAACCGCAAUCGCAAACGCCGAUAACACCGCUGUUAUUGCUGGUUUCGAUGUUUUCUUCUUCUCCGAUGGAUUUGGCUCAGACUUCGACAGGAAGGCCAAUAUGGAUCAUUACGUGGAGAAUUUCGGGUCGUUUGCAUCGGUUAGUCUCUCUAAUAUCAUCGAAGAACACUACCUUAGCAAGAACAAGAAGCUUUCUUGCAUCGUCAGCAACCCUUUUGUUUCUUUUGCUGUCGAUGUUGCUGACAAGUACGAUAUCCCCAGUGCCUUGCUCUGGAUCCAACCUUGUGCUCUCUUCUCGACUUAUUACCAUUACUUCAACGAUCUCAACGAGUUUCCCGCUGAUUCUGACGUGGUGAUACCGGGUUUGCCACGGCUGAGAAGACAGGACUUGCCUUCGUUUGUGGUCAACUCGUCUGGAGGAUUGUCCAAGUUGUUCCGCUGCGUGUUUCAGAACAUGAAGAAAUACAAAUGGGUAUUCGCCAAUUCCUUCGUGGAGCUCGAGAAGGAAGCCAUUGAUGCUAUGAACAACGUCUUCCCGGUUCAACCCGUCGGUCCAUUGAUCUCUCCUUCACUGCGGAACCAGGAACAAACAACCCUAGAUUCCCAAAUCGAGAUGUGGAAGCCUGACGAGACGUGCUUAGAGUGGUUAGACAAGCAAGAACCAUCAUCUGUUAUCUACGUUUCUUUCGGAAGCAUUCUCGAACUUUCGGCCAAACAAAUGGAGGAGAUAGCAACAGCCCUAAAGAACUUGAAGGCUCCAUUCAUUUGGGUCGUGAAGAAACCAGAGUUUCCAUCGGAAGAUCGAAAAGGUGAGCUGCCACUAGGGUUCUUAGAAGAAACCAAAGAUCAAGGAAUAGUAGUGUCAUGGAGUCCACAAACAAAGGUUUUAGCCCAUCCAUCCACCGGAUGCUUUGUAACACACUGCGGAUGGAAUUCAUUGCUCGAGACAAUAGCGGCCGGAGUUCCGGUCGUGGCAUAUCCUCAAUGGACGGAUCAACCGACGAAUGCGAAGAUGAUCGAAGAAGUUUUCAAGAUGGGAGUUAGGGUUAAUCCAAGAGAAGAUGGGUUACUUGGGCAUGAAGAGUUAGAGAGAUGUAUUGGAGAUGUCAUGUUUGGUCCGAAAUCGGAGUUGCUGAAGAGAAGGUGUUUGGAGCUGAAGUUAGCGACGAAGACGGCUGUUUCGGACGGUGGAUCGUCGGACAAUAACAUCCAGAUGUUUGUGGAUGAGAUUAUUGCUGGUUCAUAA
This is a messenger RNA of Tarenaya hassleriana, 1419 nucleotides long. Its product is annotated as UDP-glycosyltransferase 84B2-like. NCBI's taxonomy places the organism in Eukaryota, Viridiplantae, Streptophyta, Magnoliopsida, Brassicales, Cleomaceae. Gene Ontology annotation, molecular function: UDP-glycosyltransferase activity. The record is from RefSeq and is a predicted model, not a curated record. The transcript has a single exon. Bases 1 to 1419 code for a protein of 472 amino acids.